GGCGGUUAGUGGUGAGAGCGGUAUUAUAUAUAAAUAGAGAAUUCAAAGAGAGGCAGAGAAGUGUUUUAUCUUCCUUAAUUUUCUCUCUUUUUUUUCUCUUUCCACCAAUUCAGAUCUGAGAGAGAGAAAUUGUGUUUUGAAGAAGAAGGAGAAGAAAGGGUCAUUCAAUAGAAUUUUGGUUCCAAUGUCGGUGGUAUCGCCAUUAGCAAAAUAUAAGCUGGUGUUUUUGGGAGAUCAAUCUGUGGGCAAAACCAGCAUAAUUACUCGCUUUAUGUACGAUAAAUUCGACACCACUUAUCAGGCUACCAUUGGUAUUGAUUUUUUAUCAAAGACAAUGUACCUUGAAGAUCGAACAGUUCGCCUGCAGCUCUGGGAUACUGCUGGUCAAGAAAGAUUUAGAAGUCUUAUUCCAAGCUAUAUUAGAGAUUCUUCUGUUGCUGUAAUUGUAUAUGAUGUUGCCAACCGCCAAUCAUUUCUGAACACUUCAAAAUGGAUCGAAGAAGUACGCACUGAACGAGGCAGUGAUGUCAUUAUUGUUCUUGUUGGGAACAAAACUGAUCUUGUUGAGAAAAGGCAAGUUUCCACAGAAGAGGGAGAUGCUAAAUCUCGUGAAGUUGGAGUAAUGUAUGUAGAAACCAGUGCUAAAGCUGGAUUCAAUAUCAAGCCUCUGUUCCGAAAGAUUGCUGCAGCCUUACCGGGAAUGGAAACACUUUCAUCCACAAAACAGGAAGAUAUGGUUGACGUUAAUUUGAAGCCUACAACAAAUACAUCCCAAUCAGAGCAGCAAGGUGGAGGUUGUGCAUGUUAGAUUUGUACUUGAAGAGGAGGAAGAUGUCAGAAGUAGAA
This is a messenger RNA of Solanum verrucosum, 846 nucleotides long. Its product is annotated as ras-related protein RABH1e. The coding region runs from base 185 to 808 and encodes 207 amino acids. The record is from RefSeq and is a predicted model, not a curated record. Lineage: Eukaryota; Viridiplantae; Streptophyta; Magnoliopsida; Solanales; Solanaceae. The transcript is spliced from 7 exons. Gene Ontology annotation, molecular function: GTPase activity; GTP binding.